GAGGCCCUCAGAGUUGUUGUCCUGGUGUGAGGCAGACAAUGGGGGCAAUACACAUAUUGCUUUGCCUCGUCCUUGCACAUUCAAUCGUCGCUGGAUCUGCAAUAAGAUAUCUGGAUGCUGUGGUUUCCCAGGAUUUUGCAAGAUUUUUUGAACACAUGCGUCCUCCAAACGAAAGAAAUUUCGAUUUAGUUCCUUUUGACACCAUCUUCAGCUCCUGGGGAAGCCGUGCCCCUGACUUUCAUUUGCUUGGUGAAUUGCCUCCCAUCAUGACGGUUCCCAAAGUUAAGGUGUUUUGCGAUGACUCUAAGAUGACUCUGCUGGUUGAUAAGAGAACCAACGGUCUGACAUUGACUGGAGAGGAAAUACAACUGGGCAAUGGCUGCUAUAGCAACAGAGAACUACCAGACCAGUUAAUCUUCGAUUAUGGUUUUGAUCAGUGUGGUACCACACGUGAGGUGCAGAAUGGUUUGGAGAGGUUCACCAACUCUCUCCACUUGAAUCUUAAACAAACUCUCCCCACCUGGUGGCAAACUUUCUCCACAAUAUACAUCUCAUGCGUCCCCAAGAGGCCUUACUAUAGUCCACAAUUUGUCUCGAGACCACCUGCGGAUGAUGGGAGCUUUUGCAUCAGAGCCAUGAAUUCAUCCUGGACCAGCGCAGCAGAUUCAAAUGUCUACAAAAGAGGCCAGGGUGUUAACCUCCAGGUUUUUGCCAAAACUAGGCCAGACCAGCAACUUUUCAUCCAGUCCUGCUUUGUCUCGGCAUCCCCUGAGCCUCAGACUAGACCGCGGCAUGCUGUUGUAAUGAAUAAAGGGUGCUCAGUCGCCAUGCAUGCUCACCAUGCUGUUGUGCAGUUUGUAGCCUCUAACAGAGCAGAUGUGGUUAACUUCGCUCUAAACACGUCUUAUCUAAUAUCUGAGCUGUAUGUCCACUGUAGUGUUGUCAUCUCAGACCAGGGUGUGACCUUUAGUUCAAAAUCCUGCAACUACAAUCCGCUUCAAUCAAGAUGGGAAGAACUAAGUGGCGUAGAGGUGUGCGACUGCUGUAGCUCAAAGUGUAAAGGCCUACCUGAGGCCAGGACUUUUGUCAGCGCUGGUCCCUUUGUCGUUGUGGAUGAAGACAGUGAGAGGAGUCCUGAGCGUCUGUACUCUGAACCACAAGCUCACACGGACAUUAUCAAUUCUCAUCCUGAGGACAGCGUGACUGCUCAGAUUCAGACAAGCAACGGCGCAUCAAAUGACAUCCCUGAGCUGCGGCCUCCGACAUAUCAAGAAUCUCCUCUGAAUAACCCCACAAACGAGAUACACUUGUUCUUUAAUGAACAGAAAAGAGAUGCUGCCACAUGGGACCUGAAUUUACUAACGAUGGUUGACGGAUGGCCGAUUCUGCCACAAGACGAGCCGGUCAUAGUAGAUGAUUUCCAAAGAAAAAACAGGCUUGAAAGAUCUGUAAUGUUCAACGACAUCGACUUCUCAGUUCCAGUUGAGCUCGGUGUCAUCCUAGUUGACAAAUCGGGGCGACCAGACCCAUGCAACUCUCCUAUUGCAGAGGAAUGCCGAGAGGAAAAAUCGAUCUCAGCAGAGAUGAAUAGAAAUGAUGUUCGCCACAAUGUUUUAAACAAAAUGAGAGAGACGGACGCUGCUGUUAUGCCUGAAGAAUACACAUAUGAUGAUCAACCAAUAAUUCGCUCGAAGCUUGAGUUUUCCAAAGUUGCAGAUGGAUCUCAGGUGCUGAGUUAUGAGGAAGAAGUGAAGCAACAAGGGGGGACGGAAAGAAGACGGGAGCCCAGACUGAAGGGGUUUCGCUCAACUUUCCUGGAUUUGUUGAGGAGGAUGGACAAAGCGGAGUAACUUCAGUUUCUUAACACUGUUUCUUGAACUAAAUAAACUGAUGAUCAAAAGUA
Molecule: messenger RNA, 1903 nt
Organism: Mugil cephalus (flathead mullet)
Lineage: Eukaryota; Metazoa; Chordata; Actinopteri; Mugiliformes; Mugilidae
Gene: zpcx
Product: zona pellucida protein C
Exons: 9
Coding region: 39-1850 (603 amino acids)
Biological process (GO): egg coat formation; binding of sperm to zona pellucida; positive regulation of acrosome reaction
Cellular component (GO): extracellular matrix
Molecular function (GO): acrosin binding
Source: RefSeq, a predicted model, not a curated record